This is a messenger RNA of Choloepus didactylus (southern two-toed sloth), 3501 nucleotides long. RefSeq names its product N-acetyltransferase ESCO1-like. NCBI's taxonomy places the organism in Eukaryota, Metazoa, Chordata, Mammalia, Pilosa, Megalonychidae. The transcript is spliced from 5 exons. Gene Ontology annotation, biological process: mitotic sister chromatid cohesion. Gene Ontology annotation, cellular component: chromatin; nucleus. Bases 1711 to 3288 code for a protein of 525 amino acids. Gene Ontology annotation, molecular function: protein-lysine-acetyltransferase activity. The record is from RefSeq and is a predicted model, not a curated record.
CGGAGGCGCGCACGCGAGGCCUCCCACCGCGCCUGCGCUGAGGAUGGACGCUGGCUCGUCUUUUCCCGACGCCCAGCAGUCCCGGCCGGGAUGAAGCACUGCGUGACACGCAGCGAGCGUGGCGGCCAUCUUCGUUUUCUGGGCACGUCAGCUGAGCCGGUUAGGGCUGAAGAGGAGCGCUGCGCAGGCGCACCCAAGCCGGUCCCAGGUAACUCCCAUCUGACCGGCGAGGCGUCGCCGCCGCUGUCGCCGCCGGAAGUUUGGUGUUUAUGCGCCGCAGGAGAGGCGGCGGUCGCGUCAGAAGCAGCGGAGUGUCUCCCGUUACCCGGAUGUGAGGCGACCUGCCGGCUCCAGUGGGACGGUCGGCCACGACUAAGGAAGGUACGCUGGCGUUUCUGACCGGCCUGCUGCCUGCUGUCGCGCCGCCUGCGUCCUCACCUCCCUUUUGCCAGCCCCUGUGGAGAGCCGGAGGGUUCUUCUUUUUUCUGUCCCACCCUCUGUGUCGUGUUGCCUCGCACGCCCCUUCCUUCUCCUCCGGUGCCGGCUCCUCGCGCCCUGAGGAGGGAGGUGGGAGGUUCCAAGACGUCGUUGCCUGAGGUAGGCAACUAAGCCCUGCUUAUUUCUGUUGCCCUGUCGCCGCACCACCUGCCGCAUCACCUGCCGCUUCCUGCUAGACGGUCAGGGUUACUAAGGAAGGACGACCGAAGACGGGGUCAGGGAAGGGGUCCCCAAGGCGGCUACUGGGUCGGGUCGGCGGUACCUCCGCAGGUCGUGCCGGCCUCGUCCCGGGUGUCUUUUUCUCGGCGUUUUCCCCGAGCUUCGUCAGCAGCUGUCGAGCUGCGGCUCGCUCCCCUGCGUCCGCCGCCACCCGCCGACCUAGCCUGAGCCCCGAGGCCUCUGCAGUCUCCGGGGCUGAAUGCGGGGAUCCUGGUCUUACCGACUUCACCCUGGGAGGGGAGAGGCUGCCGGGGACCAAGGUCGUGGAGUGAUUCGGAUUGGAGAUGAGGGUCUGGGCUCACAGGUUCUGAGUAAUGUGAUAAGAACAUAAGGAAUGAUCUUGUCAAGGUUUUAUGAGUUAUGGUGGCUGAAACAUCAAUUCUACCUUGUGGGAAAAGAACUAAACAACAGCACAAAAGGAAAUCUGUAUUAGCAAAGUAUUUUAUUAAACGGAGGAGGUUAAAUAACAGCUUCUGGCCAAGAGAUUCAGCAAACAAGGAAAGAAACGUUUUAGCUGUAAGACAUGUUUCAAAUGAAUCAAAGUCCGGUAACUGUAGAAUUCAGAAGAAAAAAGUUUUCAAAAAUUUUGUCAAAACAGACAGGUCAGUGAUAAAUAACUCCUCCAGUGGUAGGACUAGGCCUGAUACCAAAAUUAAUUGAAAAAUUAACAAAACAGUUUGAACCUGAAUUUAUUCAUUUUUUUCAUAAAAAACUUCAAAUUAGAAUUAAUUUUCUUAAGAUUUUUAUUGCCUUACUCAAAGUAAAUCAAAUAUCUUUCCACAUUCAUACCAACUUUUCUCAUAUCCUAGAAAUGGCAGAAACCUUACUUGAAGCAACGAGUAUUUUUGUUGAAAAUGCACUUCAGCAUUAGUUAAAGUCAGAAUUUUAAGACCUGCUCUUCUGAAAUAAUACUAGACAUUCAGCAUUCACACCUACCAGGACACAAAAAUCCUCUAAAAACUACUCAGAAAAGGAGGACCUUACUCAGGAACGAUGUCCAUUCAGCAGAAAUCAAAGGAAAAUUCCUCUAAAGUUAUUAAAAAAAAUGAAGAUAAGAAUUUAGAAGCACAAAAUCAAAAUUCUCAAAAGAAUCUAGCAAAAAAAUCAGGUCCAAAGGAAACCGUAAAGUCAUUGGUUAAAUCUUCCAGUGAAAGUAAAAUAAAUCAGCCUGAACUGGGGACAUGCAUGAGUACAAGGUCAGCAAAGGCAGCGUCUAGUGAUCAGAAGGCUACUAAACCCAUUAAUAGUACCAUGAUGACUGUAAAAGGACAUUCGCACCAAGAAUCUGCAAAAAAGAAAAAAUCAUCUCAGAAAAAAUCAAUAUAUGAAACCCUUAAGUCAAAUGAACAGCUUAACCGGAGAUCACAAAGACUACAACAGUUAACAGAGGUGUCAACAAGGUCUUUGCGCAGUAGAGAAAUUCAGAGUCAAGUUCAAUCAGUUAAACAGAGUUUACCACCAACAAGAAAAGAGCAUAGUAGCAAUAUGCAAAGUAAAUCUAAAGUUAAAACAAAUAAAAAACAUGUGAAAAGAAAAAUACUGGAUAUAAUACCUGACUCUAAAGAAGAUGAAAACCCGGUAAUUAAUGAAGUAAUAAAUUCUCCCAAAGGAAAAAAACGCAAAGUAGAGCAUCAGACAGCUUAUAUUUGUAGUUCUCAGAACAAACAAGAAUCUGAAAAGUGUCUUCAGAAGACUGAUAGAAAAGAGGAUAUAAAACCUGUGCCUGUAACAACUUCUGAGGUAAAAAGAUCAAACAUGGCUGCUUCAUUGGUCUCUAAAAAAAGUGAGAAGGCCAAGUCAGUUAAUACCCAAGUGAAUGCUUGUGCAAAAUCCCAAAAAUGUCCACAGCCAUCAGUGCCUGAACAAAGCAUAGAAAAUGAGCUGGAGCAAGCAAGAAAGAGCAAACGAGGUAGCAUUCUCCAGCUCUGUGAAGAAAUUGCUGGUGAAAUUGAGUCUGAUACUGUUGAGGUAAAAAGAGAAUCUUCACAAAUGGAAGCUACAAAAGAGGAGAAGCCUACAGAAAUAAAAUUGGAGGAGACUGAUGUUGAAAGACAAAUACUUCAUCAGAAGGAAACAAAUCAGGGUGUUCAGUGUAAUCGUUUCUUCCCCAGUAGGAAAACAAAGCCUGUGAAAUGUAUACUAAAUGGAAUAAACAGCUCAACUAAGAAGAAUUCCAACUGGACUAAAAUUAAACUCUCGAAAUUCAACUCUGUACAGCAAAAUAAAUUGGACUCUCAAGUUUCCCCUAAAUUGGGCUUGUUAAGAACCAGUUUUUCACCACCAGCUUUAGAAAUGCAUCAUCCAGUGACUCAAAGUACAUUUUUAGGGACAAAACCACAUGAUGAGAAAAACAUAACUUGCCAUCAUGAAAAAAUGAAAGAAAUUAAUUCUCAAGAAGUUAAAAAUAAUGAUAUUACAGUUGAAAUUAAUAAAACCACAGAAGGGGAUCCUGAAAAUUGUCAUUUGGAUAAUCAGAUAAAACCUUCUACUGAACCACCAUUGGAUAAUCAGAUGAAUCAUUCUUUUGAAUCAACACCAGUUAAGGUUCUGAGUAAUGUGAUAAGAACAUAAGGAAUGAUCUUGUCAAGGUUUUAUGAGUUAUGGUGGCUGAAACAUCAAUUCUACCUUGUGGGAAAAGAACUAAACAACAGCACAAAAGGAAAUCUGUAUUAGCAAAGUAUUUUAUUAAACGGAGGAGGUUAAAUAACAGCUUCUGGCCAAGAGAUUCAGCAAACAAGGAAAGAAACGUUUUAGCUGUAAGACAUGUUUCAAAUGAAUCAAAGU